Chaetura pelagica (chimney swift) is the source of this 4077-nucleotide messenger RNA. It is a transcript of the gene ARHGEF10, whose product is annotated as Rho guanine nucleotide exchange factor (GEF) 10. Gene Ontology annotation, molecular function: protein binding; guanyl-nucleotide exchange factor activity. Bases 1 to 4077 code for a protein of 1358 amino acids. The transcript is spliced from 28 exons. Gene Ontology annotation, cellular component: centrosome. The record is from RefSeq and is a predicted model, not a curated record. NCBI's taxonomy places the organism in Eukaryota, Metazoa, Chordata, Aves, Apodiformes, Apodidae. Gene Ontology annotation, biological process: positive regulation of stress fiber assembly; actin cytoskeleton organization; mitotic spindle assembly.
AUGAAGAAUCCUGAUGUCAUUGCAGUUAUAAUGCACACUCCUUCUAAAACAGAAGUUCUAGAGCACGAGCCAAAAGCUGCGGGUACAAACGAUGAAGAGGAGGAUGAGGGAGAACAGUUUGACUUUGACAGUGGAGAUGAGAUACCAGAAGCAGACAGGCAAGCUCUUGUGCUCCCUCUUCCCGAUCCUGGAAACAGCAUAGAGCACCAAGAGGCUAAUGCCAUAGGGCCUGAUAAUUUAGAGAACAGUGAGAAGCUGCGAACAUCAGAACCUGCUGCAGAAGGCACUCCAGCCAGAGUAAAUCCCUAUUCAGUCAUAAAUAUUUCACCAAUUGAAGACAAGUAUCCAUCCUCAUCACCAGAACCAAGUCCUCAAGAUGAAUGUGCAAGUUCAAACUUGUCUGGUGGAUAUUCUGUUCCUGUCCCCUGUGGCUAUGCUGUGCCAUCUAAUUUACCAUUGAUACUGCCAGCUUACUCCAGUCCUGUCAUAAUUCGCAGUGUUUCUGUAGAUGAAGAAGGUACACAGUCAGCAACUGAGGAAUGUCAUUGUAAUUCUGUAAACUCAGAGGAGCCUCAAAAUAGUGAGGGUAAUGAGGCCAAGAGAGAGGAUGAUGCUCUGGCCAAGUGGGUUGCAGAUCCUGCAAAUACAGCAUGGAUGGAAAACCCAGAUGAAGUAAUUUAUGAUGAUGUGCCAAGAGAAAAUUCAGACUCUGAAACAGAGGAAAUGAUUUAUGAUGAUGUUGAAAAUGGUGAUGAUGGUGGAAACAGCUCACUGGAAUAUGGGUGGAGUUCAAGUGAGUUUGAAAGCUACGAAGAACAGAGUGAUUCCGAGUGUAAAAAUGGAAUUCCCAGCUCCUUUUUGCGAGGAAACCACAAGAGACAUCUUUCUCAUGACCUAACGCGUUUAAAGGAGCAUUAUGAAAAAAAGAUGAAAGAUUUGAUGGCAAACGCUGUGGGAGCAGUAGAGAUUCAGCAACUAAAGCAAAAACAUGAGCUGAAGAUGCAAAAGCUUAUGAGAGCAGCUAGAGAAGGUACCAAAGAUGGUCUGGAAAAGACAAAAGCAGCUGUGAAAAAGGGUCGUUCUUUCAUUAGAACAAAAUCUUUUAUUUCUCAAGAUAAUAGAUCAUCAUGUCUGGAAGAAGAGCUAAAUUUAUUUAUUGAUGUGGACUGUAUGCAUACAGAAGCAAUUAUGACUCCAAUGCCUGAAGGAUUAUCACAGGAGCAGGUUGUAAGAAGGUAUAUUUUGGGCUCUGUAGUUGACAGUGAGAAGAAUUAUGUGGAUGCUCUCAAAAGAAUCCUGGAGCAAUAUGAGAAGCCUCUUUCAGAUAUGGAACCAAAAUUAUUGAGUGAAAGAAAACUUAAAAUGGUCUUUUAUCGAAUUAAGGAAAUUCUUCAGUGCCAUUCAAUGUUUCAGAUCGCGCUGGCGAGUCGUGUAUCUGAGUGGGACUCUGUUGAAAUGAUUGGUGAUGUCUUUGUUGCUUCAUUUUCAAAAUCUAUGGUGUUGGAUGCCUAUAGUGAAUAUGUAAACAACUUCAGUACAGCAGUAGGGAUUCUCAAGAAGACGUGUGCUGCCAAACCUGCUUUUUUAGACUUCUUAAAGCAGUGCCAGGAGUCAAGCCCUGAUAGAAUUACUCUGUAUGGUUUAAUGAUGAAACCUAUCCAGCGCUUCCCACAGUUCAUUCUACUAUUGCAGGAUAUGUUGAAGAACACUACUAAAGGACAUCCUGACAGGUUACCUCUACAGAUGGCUCUUACAGAACUUGAAACAUUGGCAGAGAAGUUAAAUGAAAGGAAAAGGGAUGCAGAUCAGCGCUGUGAAAUAAAGCAAAUAGCAAAAGCAAUGAACGAACGUUAUCUGAACAAGCUACUCAGCAGUGAAAACAGAUACCUCAUACGGACUGAUGAUAUGGUUGAGACAGUUUACAAUGAUAAAGGAGAAAUUAUAAAAACCAAAGAACGACGAAUUUUCAUGUUAAAUGAUGUGCUGAUGUGUGCAACAGUAAAUGUUCGCUCUUCCUAUGAAAGCAGUGGCACCAUGACAACUUGCCAGAGGUAUUUAUUGAAGUGGAGUGUACCACUGGGACAAGUGGAAGUCAUAGAAUAUGGCAGCGGUGAGGGCCAAGGAGAGAACUGCAGGUUUCCACCCCAGCAGUCUGCUGAAAAUCUCGUCAUUAACUCUAAGCCAAACAGGCUCUAUAUGGGACCAGGGCAACUGUACCAUGAUCUGCAGAACCUUUUACAUGACUUGAAUGUAGUUGGUCAAAUUAGUCAAUUAAUAGGCAACCUUAAAGGAAACUAUCAGAAUUUAAACCAAUCUGUAGCCCAUGACUGGACCUCAGGUUUACAAAAACUGAUUUUGAAAAAAGAAGAUGAAAUCAGAGCGGCAGAUCGCUGUAGAAUUCAGCUGCAACUCCCAGGAAAACAGGACAAGUCUGGGCGGCCCACAUUCUUUACAGCUGUGUUCAAUACAUUUACCCCUGCCAUCAAACAGUCUUGGAUCAACAACUUACAAAUGGCUAAACUGGCUCUUGCGGAGGAUAAUCUGUUAGGUUGGUUCUGUGUAGAAGAUGAUGGGAAUCAAAUAAAAAGGGAGAAACAUCCUCUCCUUGUUAGACACAUGGCAGUGAUGAUGGCCAAGCAACAGGAGUUUAAGAUUGAAUGUGCUGCUUAUAACCCUGAACCAUACCUCUCUGGUGAAACCGAGUCAGAUUCCUGUGCCAUAGAACAUGGUUUUCUUUGGAUUGGCAGUUGCACUAAUCAGAUGGGCCAGAUUGCAAUAGUCUCAUUUCAGAGCUCCAGCCCCAAGGUUAUCGAGUGCUUCAAUGUGGAAUCACGGAUUCUCUGCAUGGUCUACAUACCAGAGGAGGAGAGAUUGAAAGAGCAAAAUAAGGCUCUUGACCCUGAGAAUGUUCCUGCAAAAACCUUUAAUGUGCCUACUAUUUGCCUUGGCAUGGAAGAAGGAAGCAUUUCAGUUUACAAAAGUUGUCAAGGCUCAAAGAAAAUUCGACUUCAACACUUCUUCACUCCUGAAAAAUCAACUGUUAUGAGCUUAACAUAUAUGUCUCGAUACUUGUUUGCUGGCUUAGUAAAUGGAAACAUCUCAAUCUACACAAAAGCAGAAGAUGGGACGUGGAACACGGAACCUCAGAAGAUAGUUAAACUGGGGGUUCUGCCUGUUAGAAGUCUGCUUGUGAUGGAGGAGACCAUUUGGGCUGCAUGUGGUGGACAGAUUUUUAUAAUCAGCACUGUGACACAUUCCAUAGAGAGCCAUUUUGAAGCCCAUCAAGAAGAAGGGAUGGUAAUCUCUCACAUGGCUGUUGCUGGAGUGGGAGUUUGGAUUGCCUUCACAUCUGGAUCUACACUUCGCCUGUUCCACACUGAGACACUGAAACACCUCCAGGACGUUAACAUUGCCACACCUGUCCACAAUAUGUUGCCAGGGCAGCAACGUGUGUCUGUGACCAGCCUCCUGGUGUGUCAUGGUUUGUUGCUGGUUGGAACAAACCUGGGUAUAAUAGUAGCAUUGCCAGUGCCACGCCUCCAGGGGAUUCCCAAAGUAACUGGAAGAGGAAUGGUGUCGUAUCACGCACACAAUGGCCCAGUCAAGUUUCUUGUAACAGCUACAUCUAUAAACAAGAAGAGCAGAAACAAAGUGAGGAACAGCCUGCCUCCUGGCUCAGAUGCUAAAGAUGAUGACCGAAAGAACGUUCUGCAGCAUGAAAGACCAGGCUCCUCCCUUAGUAACACCCAUGACACUGCAAUUUGGCUGGGGGACUCAGUAGGAUCUAUUGCACAAAAAAGCGACUUGUCGUCAUCUUCUGGAUCCCUUACUUUGUCUCAUGGAUCAAGUUCCCUAGAACAUAGGCCGGAGGACAGUAACAUCUGUGAGCUUUUGAAAGAUCAAAAUAUCUCCCUUAAAAGUAAAAGACAGAGACCCAAGAAGAUGAAAGCAAGUUCAGUGUUAGUCAUUUCUGGUGGCCAAGGACACAGAAGAGUGAACAAGAAGAUCAAGCAGCAGCGACAAGAUGAACUAGUGUCUUCGGUGAUGGUCUGGCAAAUCCCACUAUUAAAUAUCUAA